UCAUUCUAAGUUCAUUGAGCUGUUUUUGUCUUCUUAAAACUCCUUGGAUUUGUCAACAAAGUCUAUGAUUGGUCUUUUAAGAUCUGUGUCCUGGGGUGAUUCUUAUUUGAGAAAAAUUCUAAAUGACUGGUAGAUUUUGGAGGGGACAAACUGUUUUGUCUUUUCAUAUCUUGCUCUUCCAACAAUUCCUGUGCAUGUGGACUUCAUUGUUAUUGGUUUUAUGUUUGUUAUAGAUACAGCAGUCUGAGAUGCACACAGGAUGUGUGUUCUGUCCCAGGCCUGGAAGUUAGAAGGCUGUGGGAAGGGCUGGAGGACUGCCUGUGGCACUGGCCUUCAUCUGAGGACUGAGGUAAACACAAGACGUGAAGAGUAGGAAAAGGGACCAGUGCUUGCCAAAGGGGCCUGAGAGGGAGGCCAGGUUACCACCGUGUGGACAGCCCUGCACUGGUUUCCAAAGAUGCUCUUGAAGUAGUCCUCAUUAACACAGCUUGCCUUCACCUGCCAAAGCUCUACAUCAUGGGCUGCAUGAAGUCAAAGGAAACGUUCCCAUUUCCUACCACAUUAGACAUUGACAAGCUACACGAGAGUGAAGAGGCCUUUAUGCCAGGUGAUACCUGUCAAUAUAGGACGCCUUCUACAGAUGAACAACAGCAGUCCAGGGCGUGAAGAAACCCCCCCCAGGCCGGUGCCGUGAUCGGUUCCGUGAUCCUUGAAUUUGCAGACCGUCUGGCCAAUGAAAUUGUGGAGGAUGCCUUACAGCAGUGGGCAUGUGAAAACAUCCAAUACUACAACAUCCCAUACAUUGAGAGUGAGAGCUCUGACAUCACCAUUGAUUGAUGAUACUUGACUGUGCUCUGGAUGUAGUCGGUGCUAGUUAAAUACAUAUGUUUUCAAACUCCAA
Molecule: messenger RNA, 901 nt
Organism: Rattus rattus (black rat)
Lineage: Eukaryota; Metazoa; Chordata; Mammalia; Rodentia; Muridae
Gene: Akap19
Product: chromosome 4 C2orf88 homolog
Molecular function (GO): protein kinase A regulatory subunit binding
Source: RefSeq, a predicted model, not a curated record